Anopheles funestus (African malaria mosquito) is the source of this 1982-nucleotide messenger RNA. It is a transcript of the gene fzy, whose product is annotated as cell division cycle protein 20 homolog. The transcript has 2 exons. NCBI's taxonomy places the organism in Eukaryota, Metazoa, Arthropoda, Insecta, Diptera, Culicidae. Bases 79 to 1734 code for a protein of 551 amino acids. The record is from RefSeq and is a predicted model, not a curated record. Gene Ontology annotation, molecular function: ubiquitin ligase activator activity; protein binding; anaphase-promoting complex binding. Gene Ontology annotation, cellular component: anaphase-promoting complex. Gene Ontology annotation, biological process: positive regulation of ubiquitin protein ligase activity; anaphase-promoting complex-dependent catabolic process; positive regulation of anaphase-promoting complex-dependent catabolic process.
CAUUUUCACUUGAAGCUUUGCGCUAAAUUUUGAACGCAACGAACGCUUUCUAAUCAGCUACAGAAGAAAACAAUAAGAAUGGCGCAGUUUAAGCAUCUGGCAGAAUUGAACAGCUUUUUAUCGAUGGAUGGCGAAAAUGUAAAAGGGCCCGUGCCGCGGUGGCAGCGCAAGCUGAACCUCUCUGCCGCCUCAGCUAGCUUCAACAGUAGCGCGUUGGCGAAUACGUCCGCCAGACAAACGCUGUCGGUGUCCAUGACCGGCAAUGCAAACAAUACGCUCCAGCUAUCGACGACGGGAAAUUCUCUAAAGACGCCUCGAAAGAAUGGAGUCAAAACCGUGGUGGCGUCAUCGACAAAGAAAACUUCACAAACACCUAGCAAAGGUGUUAGCAACGGACAAAGCCAAACGGGCGGCGGCGAUCGCUUCAUACCGAGUCGAACGACCACAGAUUUCGAUCUCGGACAUUACAUCGUGAAACAAGGCGCAUCCGGUCACGAGGAGGAUACGGAAAAUGAGGAGGGUUCAGCGGUGGCCACAAACGUCCCUACCAGCCCGAAACAAAGCGAACGAAUGAAAAGUUUAUCGGAAGCGAUGAGUGGUUGCGAUAUAAGCAAACACAGGUUACUUUCCUUCCGAACGAAAGUUCCGCCCCCGCCAGAAGGUCAUGUUAACCCGCUGAAGGCAAUCUACUCUGUGAAAACGCCCAUGUCCGUCAAGAGCGGAAGCCGUUACAUUCCAAACGCGCCGGAGCGCAUAUUAGAUGCCCCUGAAAUUAUGAACGAUUACUACCUCAACCUGAUGGACUGGAGCAUGGACAACGUGAUUGCCGUGGCGCUGGGUUCCUCCGUAUACCUGUGGAAUGCGGCCACCGGGACGAUCGAGAUGUUGUUUGAAAAUGAAGGAAAUGAUCACGCUUGCUCGUUAAGCUGGAUCCACGAGGGCCACAUUCUGGCGGUAGGCACCAGCGCCGGCACAGUGGAACUGUGGGAUUGUGAAAACAUCAAACGACUACGGGUGAUGAAUGGACACUCGGCACGCGUUGGUGUGCUGGCAUGGAACUCGUACGUGCUUUGUUCGGGCAGCCGGGACGGUAUGAUCAUCAACCACGAUGUACGAACGCGCCAGCAUAAUAUAGGCAUGCUCCAGGGUCACACGCAGGAAGUUUGCGGGCUAAAAUGGUCCCCGGAUGGGAAGUAUUUGGCCAGCGGUGGAAACGACAACCUCGUACACGUGUGGUCAGCAGCGAACGGAGCCCCACAUGCGGCCGGAGACCCACUGCACGUGUUCAACGCACAUCAAGCCGCUAUCCGCGCGCUUGCCUGGUGUCCAUGGCAACCGAAUGUAUUGGCCAGCGGUGGUGGUACGGCCGAUCGCACCAUCAAGUUCUGGAAUGUCGCCAACGGUCAGUUGAUGAACUCGGUCGACACCAAGUCCCAGGUUUGUGGGUUGCUGUUUUCGAAGACAUACAAAGAGCUCAUUUCCGCACACGGUUACGUGAACAAUCAGCUGUCGAUUUGGAAGUAUCCGUCGAUGACGAAGCAAGUGGAUCUGAUGGGACACACGGGUCGUGUGCUGCAGAUCGCUAUGUCACCGGACGGCAGCACGGUGAUGAGUGCCGGGGCCGAUGAAACGCUUCGGCUGUGGAAUUGCUUCACGCCAGAUCCGCUGCUGGCGAAGAAGGAGAAGUCAGCUGUUCGGGAGAAACCCAGCCUACUGAAGCAGAGCAUGCGAUAGGAGAAGAGAGAGAAGGGUAUGUGUGUUGCACGUAUCCGAAAAGCUGCCCUAUUCCUGGUGAAUGGAACCAAAUGCCAAUGGUUUCUAGCAAGUGCCGUAGUUUGGAAUGCAAAAUGACUGAAAAUUUUCGUGUUUUAGUGUACCGGUAGAUAAUGCUCUAUAUGCUUUUAAUAUGUUUUUUUGACUUUGAUUGUACUCAAUUGUAGAAUAUGUAUUAAUCCGUUAAUAAACUUGUGAUUAUUUCAAUA